AUGAAUAUAGACGAUGUACUUAAUGAAUGCAAAACAAACAAGUCGGAGUCUUUAAACAUCAGCCAUCGCGGUUUGGUUGUACUGCCAGAUCGCAUCUCAGAGCUGAUCACUUUAAAGAAACUAUUUCUGAACAACAAUCAUCUGAUUUUACCCCCUGAAGAGAUUCUGCACCUUGAACAGCUUGAGGAAUUGUGCCUAGAUCAAAACCAGCUGACUGUUCUUCCUAAUAACAUCAGCUUCCUGAAACACCUGACAUACCUGGGAAUAAACCACAACCCUAUGUCUGUCCUUCCCGAAGAUUUGGGAGAACUGAGAGAACUCAGAGAGCUCUGGGCCAUAAACUGCGGACUUAUUUCCAUCCCACCAUCUAUUGGCAAACUCGACAAGUUGCAAAAACUUGGUCUGAGUAGUAAUUCCAUCACUGCGUUGCCACCACAAUUUGGGAACCUCAAAAGUCUGCAGUGGUUAAACUUGGCUGAUAAUAAAAUAGAGGAUGUACCAGAGGAUUUGAAAAACUUGCAGUCACUAGUCUUCAUCAACUUGAAUAAGAACAGCUUCAAAAAGAUUCCAAAGGCACUCAUAGAAAUGCCAAGCCUUCAGGUUCUUCUUAUGAACUUCAAUAGUAUUACAUCACUUGAGGAUGAUUUAGUUCUAGGUUUCAGCAAACUUAUAAAACUUGACCUCAGGCAAAACACGUUAACACUCAGACCACAUCACUGGAAGGGUCUGGAUUUUAUAUUGCUAGGCAGCACAGAAACCUCAAUGGAUGAUAUAUGACAAAUACACAAUAAAUCCGACUCGUCCAGUGUUUGCUUUUCACAUGGCUGGUUAUAACAGAAGGAACUACAAUGAAAGAUAUAUAAUAAGAACACAAUGUAACACAAUAAAUAAGUAAUUUUAUUGUGAAGAACAUUGAGAACUGGGUAAAUAUAUUCCUUAACAAAACUAGGUCUUGUUUUAUGGUCAAAUAUAUUUUCCCAUUCUCUAUACCUCUUAUCCUGAGAAUGGUAAAAUACAAUGUUGUAAAAAUAUAAUUGAGGUUUAUAAAGUUAAGCAUUACACUGUUAGAUAUUAAACAUGCUAGUAGACAGUAGAUGGUGCUGUAAUGUAAUGUAGGUCAUGACAUUAUGAUAGACUCAGAACAUUACACCUUGAUGUUAAAUGUGAUGAAUAGAUUGUGUUGUUCUAUUAUUGUAUUACAAUAUUUACUUGAUUCUGUAGCAGAAAAUGAGCACAUUUACAUGCAGUAUUAACUCCAAAAAGCAAAUUCACAUCUAAAUUUCAUUGCAGAGCUGUAAGAGUACUAGAAGUGAGUACAAAAAUGUCCUACACAGGCUGUCUUUUAGCAUUAUAACAGAUUGGUAUGUUCUUGUGAUUGUUUGUUAUGUAUAUAUUACUGUUGGGACAUAAUAUAUAAAGUGUUGGGACAUGCUGAACAGAGAUUUUUGUGAUCAUGCAAUACCUCAUAGUUACGAUAGACCUUCGUUUUUUUUCGAAGCUAUUACAUGGUGAUUUCCCAUCUGUUUUUGUAAUUUCAUUCUGUUUAAAAAGUCUGAAUAUUUCCAACAAAUAUUUUAUUUUCAAAGUAGUAGCUAACAAUACUUUACAGCUUUUGUGAUGUAAAUUAAUGAA
This is a messenger RNA of Clarias gariepinus (North African catfish), 1632 nucleotides long. RefSeq names its product leucine-rich repeat protein SHOC-2. The record is from RefSeq and is a predicted model, not a curated record. The transcript is spliced from 4 exons. Gene Ontology annotation, molecular function: protein binding. Bases 1 to 777 code for a protein of 258 amino acids. NCBI's taxonomy places the organism in Eukaryota, Metazoa, Chordata, Actinopteri, Siluriformes, Clariidae.